AUGAAUGAAAUGAAGCAGAAUAAUAUUAGUGUGUGCAAAGAUUCUAUGGAGAAGAGAGAAGAGAAGAAAGAGGUAACAAGAACAACAUUAAAGACAGAGAAUUUCAAUAUGGCAAAUUCUACUUUCAUUACACCACCAACAACGAGCGAUAUUGAUCUGAUGCCUAGUUUCUUUGCUUUAUCAACCACAGCAACGCCAACAACAACAACAAGUAGCAUCUUUGACAUGAUGCCAUGUGAUAUUGUUGGUGGGGAUCAAAAGGCUGGGUCUUUAGGAUUUAUGGACUUGCUUGAUAUCAACCAAGAUUUUGGUACCACUUCUUCUUUAUUCGAUUGGUUUUCUCAGAAUCAGAUUGUGGGGUCUCAGCAGCAGCAAUCUUUUAUCCCAUCACCGGCAUCAACUCUACCGGAAACAUCAGAGGUGUUGAAUAACCCAACAACUCCAAAUUCAUCAGCUUCUAUCUCUUCCUCUUCGAAUGAAGCAGGAAAUGAUGGUUCCCAACAAGUUAAAGCUGGAGAUCAAGAAGAAGAGCAGGAUCAAGACAAGACCAAGAAACAGUUGAAACCGAAAAAGAAGAACCAGAAAAGGCAAAGAGAGCCGAGAUUUGCUUUCAUGACGAAGAGUGAAGUUGAUCAGCUAGAUGAUGGGUACAGGUGGAGGAAGUACGGCCAAAAAGCUGUGAAAAACAGCCCCUAUCCAAGGAGUUAUUAUCGUUGCACUAGUGCAGGAUGUGGUGUGAAGAAGAGAGUAGAGAGAUCAUCUGAUGAUCCAUCUAUUGUUGUUACAACAUAUGAAGGACAACACAUACAUCCAAGCCCAAUAACUCCGAGAGCAAGUAUUGGAUUUAUGGCUGAUUCAAGUGGUUUUGGUGCUGCAACAUCUUCUUUUGUUAUUCCGCAACCUCAGUACCAACAACAACAUGCCUACAUGUAUAGCUCAUCACCUUCUUUGAACAUUACCACAAGUAGUACUAGUUUUAGUCCCUCCUUUUCAUUUCAAGACAGAAGGUUGGAUGGUCAAGCUUUACCAGCUUCUUUGCUUAGGGACCAUGGCCUUCUUCAGGAUAUUGUGCCCUCCCAGAUGAGAAAGGAGCCUAAAGAAGAGUAG
Messenger RNA from Dovyalis caffra, 1107 nucleotides. The record is from the annotation of a GenBank genome assembly. Lineage: Eukaryota; Viridiplantae; Streptophyta; Magnoliopsida; Malpighiales; Salicaceae.